AGUAUAGACGAGAAGAGCUGGUGCAAAUAGUAGGUUUUCACAAAGACGGGAUUAAUAAACAAAUUUUCUUUUAAAAUCUGAUCAUUCUAACAUUGUGUGACUAACAUCGUUUCUUCCACGAAAACUUCAGGAACUGGCCAGAACGGGACAAUAUGAUGUCAUACAUGAGAACCCUGCUUGUGUUCGCAGUCCUGUGCGCUCCAACAUCCAGCCUCUGCUUCAGAAUCUACGAGAGUGAAUUGAACUUCCUAUGUAAUAACGACGUUCUCUCUGGAGCCAAAAAGAGCGAGCUGCCCAACGACUCACUGCCAGAUGAGCGGGGCUUCCUCUACCUGCCCGAAGACGACCUCUCUUCUGUGGAAACGCGAGAGAAAAGGACGUUUCCCGCAUCCAGAUACAAGUAUCUCUCCCAGACACAGCUGCGGGGGAAGAUGUACCACAACAGCGCGAAGAGCGAUCGACGGAGCAAGUUCACCCUCUCCCUCGACGUCCCCACCAACAUCAUGAACAUUCUCUUCAACAUUGCCAAAGCCAAGAACCUGCGCGCCAAGGCUGCGGACAACGCACGUUUGAUGGCGCAGAUUGGGAAAAAGUAAAUUCUUCUUCAUAAAAUUGUGCAUAGCAUUUUUAUUAUUCCGUGUUUUAAAUCCACGCUUGCACUUGCCAUUCCUCAACGUCACUUGUUUAAAUUAAGCUUUUACAGACUAAAUUCCAAUGCUUCACAAGUAAGCAAUACCAAACUCACUGCAGUUGGUGCAAGCCCUGUGAUUGCUGUAGCAUGUGAAUGUUUUCAUGUGUCACUUCCUUUAUGAAACACAUCAGCGCUUAAAAUCAAACAAACAAAAUACAUAAAGUAAAAUGAGUGAUGAUUAAAUUAGUCUCUGCUAUUACUCUCCUGCUCAAACGUUCAAAGUUAGAUAUAACCAGGGAAAGAUCUGCACAUACUGUACGUAGGCUGCAAUCAUAUAUAAUAGCAAGCUCAUGUUUUCUCUUCUUUCUGACACAUAAUGUAUAUUCGGAUGGAGAUUUUUCUGUUCUCACGUUUGCCUCACCAUCACCGUGGAUUAUUGACAUCAAUUCCUUAUUCCACAGACACAAUUAGCUAUUUUUACAUGCAAAAUGUAAAAUGCACUGUAGAGUGAACAUAAAAGCAACACGUUGCUACUUUAUGUUUAGUGUCCAGCGAGCAAGGACAACUCCCGUUAAUAUCCCGUUCGUAGUGUAUGAAAGAAACACAAUAUCCCUAUAGCCCCACUUCUGGCAGGUUUCUGAAAAUGUGUGGGGACACUAGCAAUUUGCAGAUUAUGUGUGAUCUCUAAGAAAAUAUUUGUAGCUUUACAUGACAAUUUACAGUAGACAUGACGAUUCACUGAUGUAAUUGAACAUGUCAAAUUAUUCAGAAAGGGCUGAACUGAAACCUCAUUGUGUUGUGAAGACCACUUAUUCCCCAGUAUCUAUAUGAUAUAGUAUAUUUUGCUUUUGAUAUGAAAUUUGAGUUUUGCUUUUGUUUGUGCUAAAUUAUAUAAAAUCUUAACAGGACAGCGCACUCGUAGACUAUUCUAACAUCCUAGCACAUCGAAGCUAAAGAAACUGAAACAGUUUCGCUAACAAUCUCAAAUCAUAUCAAACUAGCCUCCAGGUCGGCUGCUUUACUCUUACCACAGAUCACAACAAAAAUCCCGGUCAUAAUAAUUUAUAAUGACUUUUUCUGACCGCGUAUCAGUGCAAUAUACCAAGUCAUGGAACUUCCUCUAAAACUAUCCGCAGGGAUUUUGCAGUAGCUAAUAGCCUAUAGAGAUAUCCGCCGCAUGGACAAUUAAAGAAAAGCAGAAGAUUAUUCCCAAAUACUGAUCAUACAAAUAUGGUGUCAUAUUUUCUCUGCUAUUCGCCUGAAGAUAUUAUCUUUGCCUGACAGUUAUUUUUGCAACGAAUUGUGACUAGCUUAUAUACAGUAUUUGAGUUUGUUUUCAGUUUUUCUAUUCAGUAUUUAUAUGCACUCUUUGUUUAUUUAUCAAAAUGGGCCAAGCAUGUGACUAUAAUUCUUCCAAUACCUGAAAUUUAAACGGAAUGACUUCACAAAUAUUGUAUGGAACCCUCAUAUUGGAAACACACUCUUAUUUUGUAUAUGAUGUUCUAAAUGAGCUUUUGUAUGGUCCCAUGUAUUGAAAAGAAAUAUGUAUUCAGAUGAAUAAAACAGGGUACAUUUUUGAGUUCCCAUGAUACUAAAGGAUUAAGGAUACUCUGCUUGUGAGCCGUAUAGCCUGAAUCUUUCAUAAAUAUCCAUAACCAUGAUCUCCAUUAACAAUGUAUGCAGGCCUACUGCAGGACAUGCUGCGGAGUGUAAAAGUAUUGCCAACAAGAAUUGAUGGCAAAACAAUCCCAUACUAUCAAAGAUGUCAUAACACAAUAGAACAUCACUCAGUGGCAAUAUCUUUGUGGAAAAUCAUUAUUACUCCUGUUAAACAAAACUUUAAACAAUGAUAUUAGUAUCAAAGAAUAUAGCUCUCAUUUUUGAGUCUAGAAUAUAGCUCAUUCAAUGUGUUGUUAAUUUAAUACAGGUUUUUGUUCAUUGUCAUAAAGGUUGCCAGUAUUCUGGACUUGACUGUAUAGCUAUUUUCUAGGGGUUGGUAUCCAAAUCUAAUAGUGAACUGGGAAUAUAUGCAUUGAAAGCCUUGAGCUGACAUUGUAACGUAUGAGUUAAUUGCAGACUUUGUAGAUAUCAACUUUGCUCUGUGUCUCUGUGGAAGAAAUCAGUAUUGCAUAUAUCAAAUACAUGCUACUGUGGUUAUCUCAAUACAUAUACUGCAAAAAUAUUUUUAUAUUCAAAGUCAUUAUUUUUUCUGUAAUAAAUGAAAGCAGAUGGAC
Molecule: messenger RNA, 2865 nt
Organism: Conger conger (European conger)
Lineage: Eukaryota; Metazoa; Chordata; Actinopteri; Anguilliformes; Congridae
Gene: ucn3l
Product: urocortin 3, like
Exons: 2
Coding region: 153-596 (147 amino acids)
Biological process (GO): digestion; cellular response to nutrient levels; adenylate cyclase-activating G protein-coupled receptor signaling pathway
Cellular component (GO): extracellular region
Molecular function (GO): hormone activity; corticotropin-releasing hormone receptor 2 binding
Source: RefSeq, a predicted model, not a curated record